AUGACGUCCUUCACAAGCCCUUCCGACAAUGGCCUGGGAUCCCUGCCUGUCAGCUGUCCACCAGAGCUAUCUAAAGAGGCAUUGUCUAAGUUCCCAGCUUUUCGCGUCUGGUUUGCGACACUGCAACGGUCUCUAGCCCGCCAAAAUCACCCUUCGCACGAAUUCCAUAAUGACCCAUAUGUUCUGCGGAAGAUUGAUGUGCAAGCUGUGGAUUUCUUCGGGGCUGGUAAGCUAGGUUUCGUGAAGUUAAAAGCUGAAGUAACCAAUGCCGGCGGCGAAAAGCUUCCUGGAAGUGUCUUUUUGCGAGGUGGAAGCGUUGGGAUGCUGCUUCUACUUCAACCGGACGAUGUUCCUCCAUCAUCAGAAGAUCAUAAGUGGGCAGUCCUCACAGUACAGCCCCGUAUUCCCGCCGGAUCCCUCGCGUUCUCCGAGAUCCCAGCAGGUAUGCUUGAUGACAGCGGCACGUUUGCAGGUAAGGCGGCGGAGGAGAUCCAGGAAGAAACAGGCUUGACGAUACCUCAGAGCGAUCUGGUGGAUAUGACAUCAACUGCACUGCAAUCGAUAGACAAACCUGCGGAGGGCGAGACACUGCAGGAUGCUGUAUACCCGUCGGCUGGAGGUAGUGAUGAGUUUAUACCCUUGUUUUUAUGCGAAAGGCGGUUUCCGCGUAAGGAAAUUGAGGCCUUACAAGGGAAAUUGACGGGCCUUCGACAGCACUCGGAGAAGAUCACCUUGAAACUAGUACCAUUGAAGGAUCUGUGGAAAGAGGGCGUACGAGACGGCAAAACUCUCGCGGCUUGGGCGCUAUACAUGGGUUUGAAGAGAGAGAACAGACUUUGA
Aspergillus versicolor CBS 583.65 is the source of this 840-nucleotide messenger RNA. Its product is annotated as putative NUDIX family hydrolase. Gene Ontology annotation, molecular function: ADP-glucose pyrophosphatase activity; ADP-ribose pyrophosphatase activity. The record is from RefSeq and is a predicted model, not a curated record. The coding region runs from base 1 to 840 and encodes 279 amino acids. Lineage: Eukaryota; Fungi; Ascomycota; Eurotiomycetes; Eurotiales; Aspergillaceae. Gene Ontology annotation, biological process: nucleoside phosphate metabolic process; ribose phosphate metabolic process. The transcript is spliced from 2 exons.